AUGAAACGCCGGUCCAUCUUUGACAACGAGGCGUACGCACACUGCACUGCGGUUGCCGCAUUCGUACCAGACGGAGCACAAGUAAAACUCGCGUACAGGGGGAGCAGUGUUGGCAUGAGUGCGGACGGAAGACAUGUGAUGUCUGCACCCUGGGACGAGACUAUGAGUGUGUGGGACGUGGAUAGAGGGAUCACACUUCGUAGCGGGUGGGCAGAGGGCUGGCAAGACAUCACGGAUCGAAUUAUGUGGACCGCAGACAUGGGCACUGUCUCAUAUACAGGAUAA
Molecule: messenger RNA, 285 nt
Organism: Chondrus crispus (carragheen)
Lineage: Eukaryota; Rhodophyta; Florideophyceae; Gigartinales; Gigartinaceae
Exons: 1
Coding region: 1-285 (94 amino acids)
Source: RefSeq, a predicted model, not a curated record